CAACUGGCUUUUGUACAUUCAUUGGUGGGAAUCUUGUGACUUGGAAGUCGAAGAAGCAGAAAGUGGUCUCUUGUUCGAGUGCUGAAGCAGAGUAUAGGGCUAUGAAGAAACUCACAAACGAGUUAACAUGGCUAAAGGCUUUGCUGAAGGACUUUGGGAUCGAGCAGAAGACUCCAAUCACCUUUCAUUGUGACAAUCAAGCGGCGAUCCAUAUUGCUACAAACUCAGUGUUUCACGAGAGAACGAAGCAUAUAGAGACCGACUGCCACAAGACAAGAGAGAAGGUAGAAGAUGGUACCAUUCUCCCUUGUUACACUAAAAGCUCGGACCAAUUGGCCGAUAUCUUCACCAAGGCAGCAAGUAACCAAGUUUGCCAAUUUAUCCAUGGUAAACUUGGUCUUGUAGACCUCACACAUCCUUGAGAAAGACUCUCCAACUUGUUGGGACAAUACUCUUUUUCCCUAGGCUUGGUUUUGUCCCACGUGGUUUUCCAAGCUUAGGUUUUUAAUGAGGUUGUUCUUGCGAGUGCCAAGUUUAUACACAAUGAGUAUUGUAGUAUAAACUUGAGGGGGAGUGUUAAUCAAGAAGACAUUUAACACUUGGGUUACUCGGGUUACUCGGGUUACAGGUUACAGGGUUAAAUGUAGGUUACUUGGGUUACUCGGGUUACAGGUUACUUGGGUUACUCGGGUUACAAGGCUGAAUGAGGGUGCUGUUGGUCUUUGUGCACAACCCAUCUCAGACCUAGAUUAUGUUCUCUAUAUAAACGUGUGUGCCUCCUCAUUGUGUGAUACACAUCUUUAAUCAAUACAUUUCUAUCUUUUCUCUCCAUCCUUAAUCAUGAUCCAUUCAACAUUUCCUACUUGAAAUCUUAAAUAUUUACAGUAUUCAACGGUGAGCCACUGCGUAGCUUUGGUAUGAAUGGUUUGUUUCAUGUCUUCAACUGUCCGAUGCCGCAAACAGAUGAUGAUAAGAAAGCUUCGCUUGAUAGAUAUUUCAAUGCUUAUGAUGAAAACGUGAAUUCGAGGAACGCACGGACAUUUAAGAAGGGCGUUGGUAAUGAAAGGUCUCAUAGGACUGUUAGUACUAGUGGGAUACCACUUGCUUCAAUGCCCAUUGUUACUGUGCCUUGUACCAGUGUUGUUGAUGAUGCAUUACCUGACGAGCUUGCUAAGAAGCUUAAGGAACCUUACGCAAAAACCGAUGAGAAUUUGACUGCUUCGCUCGCAGCUCCUGAAAUCUGUCCAUUUGCUCCUGUUGACAAGUAUGUCUUUAUGCAGGAACUCAGUGACCUCCGUUCUGAUUUCCGCUACUUCAUGCAGGAAAACGGUUCCUUAAUCAAGUCAAUUGAAGAUCAGAUGAAGGAAAUUAAUGAAAGACAUGCUUCAGCUAUUCUAGAAAGGAGAACUGCAGCUGCCGAUGACGAAAUGGUACUCGUGGAGGCCGCUGUAAAAGCAGCAAUGGCAGCUCUAAACAAACAAGGAAACAGUAAUUCAGCUAUAUAUGCUGCGUCUGCUGCCUCUUCUUCUAUAAAACAGCAGACGAAUCAACCAGUUCAGCGCAGGGAAGUGGAACAGAGGGCUGCAGCCCCGCAGAAAAGGCGAGCUCGAUUUGAAAACAAGCGUGCAUCAGCCGAAGAGGUUGAUGGAUAUUCCCUGAUAAUAGAAGGAGACUCAAGCACCGAUGAGAGUGACAGUGAGACUUCAGCUUAUAAGGAGACACGAGAUCGCUUACUUCAGCGUGCCGAUAAAAUCCUUAGUGUUGCAUCUGUGGUGUACUCCCAGCUUUCAAGGGUGAAGACGAUAUUUAAGAGGUGUGCGCGAGACUAUCCAUCUGCUUGUCGGAGUGCUUACAAGUGUUUGACCGUUCCUUCCAUCUAUUCACCUUAUGUAAGACUGGAGCUUUUGAGAUGGGAUCCUCUUCAUCAACAUGUGGAUUUCUCUGACAUGAAUUGGCAUGGACUGCUGUUUGAUUAUGAGAUUGGGAAUGGUUUUGCACCAGUUUGUACUGAUCCUAACUUUGUAUCUGAGCUAGUGGAAUACGUUGCGAUUCCCAUUUUGCACCAUCGGAUAGUUCGUUGCUGGGAUAUACUUAGCACCCGGGAGACAAGAAAUGCUGUUGCUGCUACAAGCUUGGUGGCAAGUUAUGUUUAUUCUUCGAGUAAGGCCCUAGCGAAACUAUCUGUUGCUCUUCGUGCUCGCCUUGUUGAAGCCAUUACAGCUAUUAGUGUUCCGACAUGGGAUCCUCAGGUAUCAAAGGCUGUACCUAAUGCUCCACAAGUUGCAGCAUAUAGGUUUGGGACAUCAGUCCGUCUUAUGAGAAAUAUUUGUAUGUGGAAAGACAUGAUGGAGCUUCCGGUGUUGGAGAAGUUGGCUCUGAGUGACCUUUUGUUUGGAAAAGUUUUACCUCAUGUCAGAAGCAUUGCAUCAGAAUCAAAUAUGCAUGAUGCUGUGACAAGAACUGAAAUGAUCGUUGCUUCUUUGUCUGGAGUAUGGACUGGACCAAGUGUCACAAGAACCCACAGUCGUCUGCUGCAACCCCUUGUGGAUUGUACUCUGACACUUGGAAGAAUACUCGAGAAAAGGCUUGCCUCGGGACUGGUCGAUACGGAAACCACUGGUCUCGCCCCCAGGUUAAAGAAAAUACUUGUCGAGCUCCAUGAACAUGGACACGCCGGGAAAAUUGUCAGAGCAUUCAAUCUCAAGGAGGCAGUUCAAAUUUAGCUGAGGCAAUAUUUCUAUCAAUGUAAGUCACACUAGUUGCACUGGAAGCGUAAUAGUAUAGUUCAAUUAUCAGUGAUCAAGAAUCGGUAUUUACUAGACACAUGCUUGAAAACUGUAAAUUUUUAACGUGAUGGUAAGUCCCAGUAUUUUUCCAAAUUUCAGCCUAACAGAUCAAUUUAACAAAAGAGAAAAAUGAUUGAUAUUUUAUAUACUGUAAAUAGAAUUAGAAAUUGAGCAAGUGUACCAAACACCGUCCAAUAUACAAGAAAAAGGGUGAGAAGAGUGUUGUAGUGAUUGAUAUGAUUAUAUUGAGAAGAGAAUCGAAUUUGUCGAGUGCUCCUAUCCACC
Molecule: messenger RNA, 3071 nt
Organism: Arabidopsis lyrata subsp. lyrata
Lineage: Eukaryota; Viridiplantae; Streptophyta; Magnoliopsida; Brassicales; Brassicaceae
Product: transcriptional repressor ILP1
Biological process (GO): mRNA splicing, via spliceosome
Cellular component (GO): nucleus
Molecular function (GO): DNA binding
Source: RefSeq, a predicted model, not a curated record